AAAACGGGACGCCCGUCUGUUUUUUUCUUUUGCGGCCGUAUGCAGUCCCGGAAUAACGGUGCACCCCGAAAAGUUCUUUGCAAUCAGUGAGCAUUAGAUCUGCUAGGAUAACAGAGAAAUCACGCCCGAGUAAGAGUAAAGGAGCUCUUUUCAACUGUGCUUAAUUUUUGGACCCUUUCUAUCCUAUCCUCUCUGGACAGCAAACAAAUUGCCAUGGAUGAUUUGGGAGUGCCUGAUCCGUCUAACUACCCUCUCAGCCCUCGUAUUGUAAUGUUUGAUGCUCUCCUGGCUGAUCUUGAGAGCUCCACCUGUCCUUUGGCACGUGUCCCUGUCCUGCUGAGCUCUGAACCUCCAGUGAACUCUGACACUUCACCCACCGGCACCCAAGAUUCUGCCCAGACCCGACCUCCCCCACCAGCUUACACACCCCAGCAAACUGUAUCUGCUGCUAUGAAAUCUAACGGCUCACAGAACCCAGACAAAAUGAACCCUAACCCAGACAAGCUGUAUAGUACGGUGUGUAAGCCACGCCCCCCACGAUCUCCAGAAACUCCUUCUACUUUCACCUCAUCCUCUGUGCUAGGAGGAGGCCUCAGUGAACUGGACCACCUACUACAGGAGCUCAACGCCACCCAAUUCAACAUCACUGAUGAAAUUCUAGCGCAGUUCCCCACCACUAAGAAGGACGAACGGGAUAAACCGUCCCACUCUGCCUCCUCGUCUUCCAGUUCAGCCAAGCCCUCUGCCACAUCUGCUACACUGGAAUUGGACAAGCUGAUGGCAUCUCUUUCUGACUUCAAAGUGCAGAGCACACCAGCAGCUCCAAUCAGUCCUGUGGUUACAUCACCACAACAACCAGCUGCACCUCCACAGGACUCUUCUGGGGGCUCAUUGGAUAGUAUGUUGGGGCUCCUCCAAUCAGAUCUGAGCAGACAAGGAGUGCCCACCUCAUCCAAAGGAAACUGCUCUGCUUGUCAGAAGCCAGUUGUGGGACAGGUGGUGACAGCUCUGGGCCGGGUGUGGCACCCUGAGCACUUUGUCUGCUCUGAGUGCGAGUGCGAGCUCGGCAACCGUAACUUCUUCGAGAAGGAUGGGCGACCGUACUGUGAGCCAGACUACUUCAGCCUGUACUCACCCCACUGCGCCCAGUGCAGUAAGCCCAUACUUAAUAAAAUGGUCACAGCGCUGGAUAAGAACUGGCACCCCGAGUGCUUCUGCUGUGUGAAGUGUGCUCGGACAUUUGGAGAUGAAGGCUUCCAUGAUCGUGAAGGCCAGCAGUACUGCCAGCAGUGCUUUUUGGCACUUUUUGCAUCCCGUUGUGAGGGCUGCUCUCAGCCAAUCAUGGAGAACUACAUUUCUGCCCUCAACGCCCUCUGGCACCCUCAGUGCUUCGUCUGCAGGGAAUGCUUCAGCCCAUUCGUGAAUGGCAGCUUCUUCGAGCAUGAGGGCCAGCCACUGUGUGAAAUGCACUUCCACCAGUCGCGGGGUAGCGUGUGCCAAGCGUGCCAGCAGCCCAUCCUGGGCCGAUGCGUGACUGCCAUGGGUGCCAAGUUCCACCCGCACCACCUGGCCUGCCACUUCUGCCUCAAACCCCUGAACAAGGGCUGCUUCAAAGAGCAGGAGAACAAACCCUACUGCCAUCCCUGCUUCCUUAAACUCUUCGGCUGAGGGAAUGGGAAUUACCGAAGUGUGUGUGUGUGUGUGUGUGUGUGUGUGUGUGUGUGUGUGUGAGAAAGAAAGAAAAAGAAAGAAAGUAAGGAAAAAGAGGUGAGGGUGGUGAUUAGAAGAACUAUUGAUCAAAUGAGAUGAAACUAUUGAUGGAGCUGACGUUUGGGACAUCCAGUACAAGAGCAUGGAGAGGUGCAUUUUGGGAAGGACAGGUGGGGUAAAGCCUCUCGCUCCACUCAUAUUCACUGGCUCAUUUUCAGUCGUAUUUGAAUAACUCAAAAGCCAAAGAAAAACAAAAACACUUUUCAUAUUUUUGUUCAUAAAAUAAACUGAUAUGUCAUUAAAUAUACUUAAAUGGUACAGACAAGGGUGAAAGUUAACAAUUAAAAAUGUAACUUGGUCAGCAUUUAGGCUGAAGCAUUACUGCCCCCGCCACACACACACACACACACACACACACAAAUACAUACACACAAACACACAUACACACAUACAAAU
This is a messenger RNA of Electrophorus electricus (electric eel), 2166 nucleotides long. Its product is annotated as transforming growth factor beta-1-induced transcript 1 protein. The record is from RefSeq and is a predicted model, not a curated record. Lineage: Eukaryota; Metazoa; Chordata; Actinopteri; Gymnotiformes; Gymnotidae.